UAUUCAAAAUGGCUGCGCCCAUGACGUCCGAAAACAUGUCUAAUCCAAACAGUGAUGAAGAAUCCGACGAAACAGACCUCUUAUCGCCGAAUUUCAACCCCCUUAAAGCAUUGUACUCGUCUAGAGUGCAAUUGCCUUUCCCCAAAGCAACAAUUUUCAACAAUUUGCGGGAGUAUGAACGGAUUACAGCCGCGGGAAAUCGGAGCGACGGCGGCGGCAGUCAUGGGCAUGGCAGUGGCAGAGGCCGGGGAAUUGAAGCCGGCGGAGGUGGGAGUGGUGGUUUAUCUUCUUCACGAAGAAAGCAGAAAGUUGAAGUCCCUCUUGGGAGAGGUUUCCGAGCAACGGAGGAAAUGCUUAUCGACACCGCCAAGAAGAAACAAACCAUGCUCAGAAAUGUUCUCACCAGAAUGUCAGAAUUCUCCUCAGGGCCCUUGUCUGUGCUGUAUCGCUGCAUGAAUGAACGCUGCAAAGUCCGUGUCUGCACCAGGUCCUUCAAGGGACUGCGGAGUAUCUGCACAGGUUACUUGGUCACCUUUGACAAGUUCUUCAACAUGGCUCUGGUAGAUGUGGAUGAAGUGUGGAGGAAACCUUCUACUGGUCAACGAUUUUACCAUGAAGAGAAAAUGACCUUUUCUAAGAUAUUGAAAUGUUCCAGGACACCUGUGUCAGAGGAUUCAAUGCAAAGGGUUGAAUCAAGGACAGAGCAAGCAGAGGAGGGGGACCAGUCGAGAAAAGAAGGUAACACUUCUGAGAAGGGACCCCGGUUGUCUGAAAAGCAUCACAGAGAUGGAACCACAAAAGAGUCACCUGUGAUACCCAAACUUAAAGACAGAGGACAUGUUGGAACAAAAUCAUCUUCAAUAUCUCAGGGUGGAGAUGGACGACGCUCGGAGAAGGAUUCCAGGAGGCACAGACACAAAGACGAGGAGGAAGUAUCAAAAAGUAGAAAAGGGGAGAAAUCGUCGCACAAAGAUCCAGUGGUGUCUGAGGAGAAAGACAGCAAGAAGUCCCAGGAAUCGGACCUCAGUGAAGGCGACGGGGACGAAGAAAUUGAAGAUCUCCGACAGCGCCUCGCCGCCCUGCAAAAAGAACUGACCUCGCUCUCGGAUGACAAAGGUGAAAGUGAAAGGAGGUCACCAAAGACGGAUGUGACGACGGGAGACAGAGGAGUCACAGACAAACGGCUUGCUGAAUUAUACAAGGACUUAAAUUCCUCUUCCGAUGACGAGGGGAGAGUUCAGGCGAAAGAGAUGGAUGAAACGGUUGAAGAGACAAGAACCAAAAGCAGAGAAACUCAUUCUGGAGAUGGUGAAAGGACUGUUCCGUCAACAGCCAGCCAAUGCCACCAACAAGGCAGCACAGUAAUGAUUGAAGGGUCAGCAGAGGUCGGAGUUCAGAAAUCGGGUCAAGGCAUCAAAGGAGAUAGUUCAAAAGGAAGGGGCGAUGGUCACCAAAAAGACGCGGCCCAUGAGACCACAGAACAAUCGAUUAAAGCCCUGAGCAGUAGUACAAAGGUCAAACAGACUGAAAGCAAAGACAGUACUAGUGCAAGUAUAAAGCGCGGCCGACUGAAGAUAAAGGCCGAAGAGUUUCAAAGACGACAUGUUAAUCAGUUGUUCAUCAGGGGCGAUAAUGUUGUGCUUGUUUCUGUUGAUAGUAUCUUGCUUCCAAAGUAGGAAGAUAAAUUACAAUAAAACAUGUUUAUUUUUUUUAUAUUCAUUCCAAAUGAAAUAUUUGUGUUCUUUCUUUAACAGUACUGUUUAUAUUACAGGCAUGAUUUAGGGUUUCAAGGAACAAAAAUUACAAAUCUGUAACUGAUAAGUAAAAUCGAAUAAAAACAACAGAAGUGUUGUCAGCACAGA
Molecule: messenger RNA, 1862 nt
Organism: Patiria miniata (bat star)
Lineage: Eukaryota; Metazoa; Echinodermata; Asteroidea; Valvatida; Asterinidae
Product: U7 snRNA-associated Sm-like protein LSm11
Exons: 5
Coding region: 9-1676 (555 amino acids)
Biological process (GO): mRNA 3'-end processing by stem-loop binding and cleavage
Cellular component (GO): U7 snRNP
Molecular function (GO): U7 snRNA binding
Source: RefSeq, a predicted model, not a curated record